AUGUUGAACAACAACUCAUCGUCAAAGAAUUUAACAGAGUCCGAAAUGUCCUCAGAAAAUCAGUUGUGUUCGCUGUUGAUACAAGUCCAGAAAGGGAACGACAUCUCAUAUGAGGAAUUUCGUUCAGUGUGUGCUUUCAUUGCAUUUACAAACGCUCUCAUGGCCGUCAUUGCUAUACUUGGAAACAGUAUGAUUAUUUCAGCUUUUUAUCGCUCCGAAUCGUUGAGAACACCAUCUAACUUACUCUUGCUUGGUUUAUCAGUUUGUGACUUUUUAGUUGGCUCAGUUACUCAGCCUGUUUUUACCACCGAAGUCGCUUUAGUCGCCGCAAAUUCAGACGUGGCUUGUCGGUUCAAAGAUUUCUACGUAAUAUUUUUGUUUUCGUUCUCAUUUGCAUCGAUGUUACAUGUUUGUUUGAUUAGCGUCGAACGUACCUUUGCCAUAAUCCAUCCGUUUAAACACCACCGGUUUUUAAACAAAAAUAGAGUUGCAACAUUUUUCCUCGCUUUUUGGAUUUGUUGGACAUUGCUGACAGUGUUCACUCGACGCGAGCAUGGCGGAGGUAUUAUUGGUUACUCACGCAUGGGGUUCGUUAUUUUUAGCGCUGUGGUGGUGUUUUUCAUAAACAUUCGACUGUGGAUAGAAGCUCGGAGACAUUCCAAAGUGAUUUCAAGGCUGCUUCAACAUUCGUUGCAGAUGUCUUUACAAAGUUGCUCGGCAUCGCAAGAGACCGAAUAUGCAGAGACUAACAUACGAAGAAAAUCCAUGCGAGAUGCUAAGGCAGCUAAGACAGUUUUACUUAUCAUCGGUUUUAUGGUUUUAUGCAAUUUACCACUCAUAGCAACAUUCACUGCACGUAAGUUUUACAAUGUGCGCGGAAGAGUAGUGACUUUGCUUUGGUUCGCUUCAAACACAGUCGUAUUAAUGCCUGCCAUACUAAACCCAGUUGUUUAUUUCUGGCGCAAAAAAGAGUUCAGGGUCUCUGUGAGAAGGAUGUUUAAUUUACAUAAUGCUGUCGGAGUGCAACCCUGA
Pocillopora meandrina is the source of this 1032-nucleotide messenger RNA. Lineage: Eukaryota; Metazoa; Cnidaria; Anthozoa; Scleractinia; Pocilloporidae. The record is from the annotation of a GenBank genome assembly.